AUGUCAAUGUUACUCUCGUUAACACAAACUAAACAGCAAUCGAGAAGUUCCAUCGCUUCAAAUUCUCUGAUCAAUGUGCAGCGACGAUCAACAUUGACAACAACUAAUCCAGCAGAUUCCACGCCUGCACAUGAAAAUCAACAAACACCAUUUCUAUCCAUAAGUCAGUUGGCUGCAAGUGUUUUUAUUCGCUCUGAUUCAAUAUUGCCGCGUGAGAGACCAACAACGUUAAGAGAUGUAUCAAGUUUUGAAGAGGAAGAAAUUGAAUUGUACCAAGAGAUUAAACGUCGAAUGUCCCUCUCCCUGUUCAAAGUACAUCAGUUCUACAAGAUGCCAAGAAUUUAA
Molecule: messenger RNA, 345 nt
Organism: Didymodactylos carnosus
Lineage: Eukaryota; Metazoa; Rotifera; Eurotatoria; Philodinida; Philodinidae
Source: the annotation of a GenBank genome assembly